AUGUCCUACAACAAAGCGGCUGACGACUACACCCCUCCCACUGGAGCCCCGCCCAGCUGGUCCCAGACCCAGCUGAACGGCAACGCCCAACUGGGCUACGUGGCCCAGGCUCAACCCUCCUACGACGCCCAACAACAGACCAGAGGAUAUCCCCAGCAGGGUUACGGCCAACAGCACCAGCAAUACAACUACGGAGGCCCCCAACAGGGCUACGGAGGCCACCAGCAGGGUUACCCCCAGCAGGGCUACGGCGGGGGCCCCCAACAGGGCUACUACCAACAACAACAGCCCAUGUACGUCCAGCAGAAGAAGUCUUCUGGUGGUGGAGAGGGCUGCUUAAUGGGAUGUUUGGCUGCCUUGUGUGUUUGUUGUACUUUGGACAUGCUUUUCUGA
Messenger RNA from Suhomyces tanzawaensis NRRL Y-17324, 393 nucleotides. RefSeq lists its product as uncharacterized. NCBI's taxonomy places the organism in Eukaryota, Fungi, Ascomycota, Pichiomycetes, Serinales, Debaryomycetaceae. The transcript has a single exon. The record is from RefSeq and is a predicted model, not a curated record. Bases 1 to 393 code for a protein of 130 amino acids.